Vigna unguiculata (cowpea) is the source of this 1057-nucleotide messenger RNA. RefSeq names its product myb domain protein 67 (gene MYB67). The record is from RefSeq and is a predicted model, not a curated record. Lineage: Eukaryota; Viridiplantae; Streptophyta; Magnoliopsida; Fabales; Fabaceae.
AGAAACCCAAAUGCUCAAUGUUCUCCGUAGAGAGAGUGUUUGCACAGAGCUUAGAGAUGGGCCACCGCUGCUGCAGCAAACAGAAGAUCAAAAGAGGACUAUGGUCUCCUGAAGAAGAUGAAAAGCUUCUCAGAUAUAUCAACACUCAUGGACAUAAAAGUUGGAGUUCUGUGCCAAAAUAUGCAGGAUUGCAGAGAUGUGGCAAGAGUUGCAGGUUGAGAUGGAUUAAUUAUCUUAGGCCGGAUCUCAAGAGGGGUUCCUUCACUGCUGAAGAAGAGCAGAUCAUAAUUGAUAUUCAUAGAAUUCUUGGAAACAGAUGGGCACAGAUUGCUAAACACCUACCAGGAAGAACAGACAACGAGGUCAAGAAUUUCUGGAACUCAUGCAUAAAAAAGAAGCUCAUUUCUCAAGGGUUAGAUCCACAAACCCACAAUCUUCUAUCUUCUCAUAGAAGAAGCUCAGCAUCUACCAUCUCCAAUAUGCAUAAAAAAUCCAAUUCCAUCUUCAUUAUGAGUUCACACACACCAAAUGCACCAGUGGAAACUACUUUUCAAACCUUUUCUUCAUUACCUAAACCUCCACCAAACAUUGUUCAAACUCCCUCUACCAUUGUUACAUCUGAAUAUCAAACAUCAGCUAUUGUUUCAAAUAAAUUCUCGUCAGAUUUGCCUUAUGAUCUGUUAGUCAACAACGGCUCCAACAUUUGUUCACCUUCAUAUAUGAACCCCACUGCAGUUGAAUUGUCGAACAAUGAAAACAUUGCCAAUUGGGUUUCAAGAGUAAAUGUUGAUGAUUUCAGCGGUCAAACACUUGAAGAGGUAACACAAGUGCAGGUGCAGCAAGAGAAGGACAAGAUCUGUGAGGAUACUGUAACUGAUGUGAGAGAAGCUAACAAGGACAAUCUUGAAAGAAGUGUUUCUUUCGAGAGUUCUAACUUUGAUUUUGGGUUGCUGGAGAGUGUACUUUCCUCCGAAUUUAUCUCUCAUGAUCUUAGUUGUAUGGAUGAACUUGCAUGGAACUUUUAGACCAUACUUCAAAUAUUUUCAUCGUUUAUGUA